Cornus florida is the source of this 2201-nucleotide messenger RNA. RefSeq lists its product as uncharacterized. Gene Ontology annotation, molecular function: GTP binding; ATP hydrolysis activity; GTPase activity. Lineage: Eukaryota; Viridiplantae; Streptophyta; Magnoliopsida; Cornales; Cornaceae. The transcript is spliced from 10 exons. Bases 169 to 2043 code for a protein of 624 amino acids. Gene Ontology annotation, cellular component: signal recognition particle receptor complex; endoplasmic reticulum membrane. Gene Ontology annotation, biological process: SRP-dependent cotranslational protein targeting to membrane. The record is from RefSeq and is a predicted model, not a curated record.
CCACAUAUAUAGUGCAAUAUUUAAUUCUCUCUCUAUAAUUCCCUCUCUCCCUUUCUCUCUCUCCCUCUCUCUAUUUUUCCGUUUCUGUUUUUUUUUUUGUUUUUUUUUUCAGGCGCUCUCAGGAUUGUAUUGCGAUACAAGAGGAUUCGGUUAGUAUAGGAUUGUAAGAUGCUAGAACAACUACUAAUAUUUACUAGAGGGGGAUUGAUCCUCUGGACCUGUAAGGAGCUUGGGAAUGCUCUUAGAGGCUCGCCCAUUGACACCUUGAUCCGUUCCUGCCUUUUGGAGGAACGAUCAGGUGCCUCAUCAUAUAACUAUGAUGCUCCUGGUGCUUCAUACACUCUGAAAUGGACGUUUCACAACGAACUGGGCAUCGUAUUUGUUGCAGUGUAUCAGCGGAUCCUCCAUCUUCUAUAUGUGGAUGAUUUGCUUGCAAUGGUGAAGCGAGAGUUUUCAGAUUUAUAUGAUCCAAAACGGACUGUAUAUGAUGAUUUUGACGAUAUAUAUAGGCAGCUUAGGAAAGAGGCAGAAGCACGGGCAGAAGAAAUAAAGAAAUCAAAGCAGUUCGGUAAACCUACAAAUAAUAGCUUGGGUAGGAAACAAGGCCAGAUGCAAAAGGCUGGCCUUGAUGGGGGUAAUAAAAAAAAGAGUGGUGGUGAAUCGGGGAAUGAUGGUGGGGAUUCUGAAAAAUCAAAAGGUCGUAAAAUGGAUAAUGGGCAUUCAAAUGGGAAUCAUGCAGGGAUUGAGAAGUCUCCUGUAAUGGGUGCUGUUAGUGGUAAAGAGAAUGAAAGUUCAAAUUCUGGAGCUUUUGAUGUAAAUAAGCUACAUAAGCUAAGAGCUAAAGGGGGAAAAAAAACUGAUACACUUGUCAACAAGGUACCCAAGGCAGAGCCAAAAAAGAAGGCAACGAAGAAAAACAGAGUUUGGGAUGACUCACCUCCAGAGUCAAAAUUGGAUUAUACAGAUCCGAUGAGUGAGAACUUGGACGAGAAUAUAGUGGUUGUGGCAACGGACCAUGGCGAGAGUAUGAUGGAUAAAGAAGAAAUUAUCAGUAGUGAAAGUGAAACUGAAGAAGAGGAGGAAGCAGAGAAGGAUGGUAAAACAAACUCGACAAAGAAAGGGUGGUUUUCAUCAAUGUUCCAGAGUAUUGCUGGGAAGGCAAAUUUGGAGAAGACAGACCUGACCCCUGCUUUGAAAGCCCUCAAAGAUAGACUCAUGACCAAGAAUGUGGCUGAGGAGAUAGCUGAAAAACUCUGUGAAUCGGUAGCAGCAAGUCUCGAGGGUAAAAAGCUUGCUUCAUUUACAAGAAUAUCUUCAACCGUCCAGGCAGCAAUGGAAGAGGCUCUUGUUCGUAUUUUAACUCCUAGACGAUCCAUUGACAUAUUGAGGGAUGUGCAUGCUGCCAAGGAGCAGAGGAAACCAUAUGUUGUGGUUUUUGUCGGAGUUAAUGGAGUUGGAAAAUCUACUAAUCUUGCUAAGGUUGCUUACUGGCUUCAGCAGCAUAAGGUCAAUGUCAUGAUGGCUGCAUGUGAUACGUUUCGAUCCGGAGCCGUUGAGCAGUUACGGACUCAUGCACGUAGACUCCAGAUACCUAUAUUUGAGAAGGGCUAUGAGAAAGAUCCGGCAAUUGUUGCAAAGGAAGCGAUUCAGGAAGCCACUCGAAAUGGCUCUGACGUGGUUCUUGUUGAUACAGCAGGUCGAAUGCAGGAUAAUGAACCAUUAAUGCGAGCACUUUCAAAGCUCAUCAAUCUCAACAGUCCUGAUCUGGUCCUGUUCGUUGGUGAGGCACUGGUUGGGAAUGAUGCUGUGGAUCAAUUAUCGAAGUUUAAUCAGAAAUUAGCUGAUCUCUCAGCCUCUCCUAAUCCCAGACUGAUUGAUGGAAUUCUGCUCACCAAGUUUGAUACCAUUGAUGAUAAGGUUGGAGCAGCGCUGUCGAUGGUUUACAUAUCUGGAGCACCUGUCAUGUUUGUUGGCUGUGGACAGUCUUAUACAGACCUCAAGAAGCUCAAUGUCAAGUCCAUUGUGAAGACACUCCUUAAAUGAGAAAAUGUGUUGGUCUCACCCUUUCAGUUAUAGUUUAUCUAAGCACGCCAUCCUUCUCUGUGUUAUCAAUUCUCUAUCCAUGCUGCAACUUGUAUACUGUCCCUGUGUGAUCUCAUUACUUUGAUGUUGGAGGUGAAUUAUUGCAUGCUGUUGUUAAA